AUGAUUUCCUUCCUCGAUCUGCCGGGUGAGAUCCGGCUCAUUAUAUAUGCAUAUUCACUUGAUCCAAAUGAGUAUGUGAGUGGCUACAGAAAGAUAGAAGAUCUUCUCGCGGCCGAGACAGAUCGAACUCGCGGUCCGAUGUGCACAUACGCCCGACCUCAUGUGAAACGUUAUACGCCAUCGAUUCUUUUAAUAAAUCGGCAAAUCACAAUGGAGGCACUGCAUGUUCUGUAUAGGAUACCACUCAACCUUUAUGGAACACCAAACACAUACUUCACCAUGCGCCAGAUGGACAUUACGGAAUUUCUCAGUGAGCAUUUACUUCAGCAGAUUCACCACGGUGUUUUGAGGCUGGAUAGUGCUAGCAAAAACUUCGUCUUGCCGCUUCUUGAUAUCUGGUGCGAAAGUAAUUGUUUGGAAUCGCUAGAUGUGUACCGACCUAGGGGCACUCCGAUGCCCCGGCAUCAUUGGUAUGUUGUGAAGAGUAGGCUCCGAACAUUUUCAACACUUGUCCCAGUUGUGUUCCACAAGGUCGACGAUCCACUUAAAGCAGAUGCUGCUGCCAUCAAGAGCAUGCGAUAG
Messenger RNA from Penicillium maclennaniae, 582 nucleotides. RefSeq lists its product as uncharacterized. The coding region runs from base 1 to 582 and encodes 193 amino acids. NCBI's taxonomy places the organism in Eukaryota, Fungi, Ascomycota, Eurotiomycetes, Eurotiales, Aspergillaceae. The transcript has 2 exons. The record is from RefSeq and is a predicted model, not a curated record.